UUGAUUUCAAAACUCAAAGGGGUUUCGAGUUUCAGAGCGUCUCUUGGCUAGAGAUGAAUCCGGAUUCGGACUACGGCAUGUCUACAGUGAGCUGUGGAAACGGGAAGCUCCGCUCGUGGCUGAUCGAGCAGGUUGACACCGGGAACUACGCGGGCCUCGUGUGGGAGAACGACGACAAGAGCAUCUUCAGGAUACCGUGGAAGCACGCAGGCAAGCAGGACUACAACCGGGACGAGGAUGCCGCUCUCUUCAAGGCUUGGGCGCUGUUUAAGGGCAAGUUUCGUGAGGGCAUCGACAAACCGGACCCGCCAACGUGGAAGACGCGCCUGCGGUGCGCACUCAACAAAAGUAACGACUUCGAAGAACUCGUGGAAAAGAGUCAACUGGACAUCUCAGACCCCUACAAAGUCUACCGGAUCAUACCCGAGGGCGUCAAGAGACGAUCCAAACAGGAGGAUGGUGGCAGCCCGCAGACUCCCCCGAGCUAUCCCAUGCACCCCUCCUACCCCGCCCUACAGACUCAGAUGUCUGGGUACAUGUCCAAUGCAGAGCGAGGCUGGAUGAGGGACUAUCUUCCAGAGCAGACCUCGCUCCCUGAGCUGCCCUAUGGCCAGUGUUCCUACCCCUCACGCAGCCUACCCUGGGCCCAGGGCCCCAGCAUGGACAACGGGUACCAGAUUACAGGGUCCUUCUACACCUACCCUACUGAUGGCCAGCCCUCCCCCUUCACACUGGACACCAGCAUGAGAUCAGCUGAGGCACUCUCAGAUAUGCGGUUACAUGUGUCAGUGUUCUACCGGGACUCCUUGUGGAGGGAGAUGACCACCUCCAGUCCUGAAGGCUGUCGCAUCACUCCCUGCUCCCCAGACGACAAGCUCUAUUCCCCCACUGGAGGUCCAGACCUGGUGCCCCUACCCCUGGACAGCCUGCCAGCCCUGGGGAGGGGGGAGGAGUGCCCCCCCAGCCCCCCUGGUGGUACCCUGGAGAGGGGCGUGCUGCUAUGGAUGGCCCCAGAUGGCCUCUACGCUCGGCGGCUGUGCCAGGAGAGAGUGUUCUGGGAGGGAGGGUUAUCGCCCUACGGAGAUAAACCCAACAAGCUGGAGAGAGAACACACCUGUAAACUACUGCACACACAGGACUACUUUGCAGAGCUGCAGGGCUAUGCCCUCCACGGCCGGCCCCCUCCACGUCUCCAGGUGCUGCUGAGUUUUGGAGACGAGUGUCUGGACCCGCAGAGACAGAGGAGGACCCUCACUGUACAGGUGGAGCCCAUGUUUGCCAGGCAACUCCUAUACUACACCCAGCACCAGCAGACCAGCGGACACUACUACCGCAGCUACGACCUCUCCCUGCCAGGGGUCAUGGAACACAGCAUGACACCUGCUUUAACCGAGGACUACCAGAGGUUCAUCACGCAUCACCAUAGCAACACCCUGCAGGACUGACAUAUCUGGCCAUCUGAUCACAGUCAGACUGCGGUGCAGGAUAUGGGGAGAGGAGGAGAUGGGAGAAAGCCUGGGGAGAGGAGGAGAGUCGUUUCCCUGUACUCUGGAUCCCAGAUUUCACUCAAAGCCCAAGCAGAACUAUGCCACUCCAAUCCAAGACAGACUGAACCUAGCCAGGCCAGACUGAACUGAACCAAGCCAGACUGAACUGAACCUAGCCAGGCCAGACUGAACCUAGCCAGGCCAGACUGAACUGAACCAAGCCAGACUGAACUGAACCU
Molecule: messenger RNA, 1726 nt
Organism: Salvelinus sp. IW2-2015
Lineage: Eukaryota; Metazoa; Chordata; Actinopteri; Salmoniformes; Salmonidae
Source: RefSeq, a predicted model, not a curated record